Molecule: messenger RNA, 5077 nt
Organism: Pangasianodon hypophthalmus (striped catfish)
Lineage: Eukaryota; Metazoa; Chordata; Actinopteri; Siluriformes; Pangasiidae
Gene: rfx3
Product: regulatory factor X, 3 (influences HLA class II expression)
Exons: 17
Coding region: 164-2425 (753 amino acids)
Biological process (GO): regulation of transcription by RNA polymerase II
Cellular component (GO): nucleus
Molecular function (GO): RNA polymerase II cis-regulatory region sequence-specific DNA binding; DNA-binding transcription factor activity, RNA polymerase II-specific
Source: RefSeq, a predicted model, not a curated record
UGACCGCGGCGCGCUUUAUAGCAACCGUUGCCCUGUUAUCCGGCGCCAUAGUCACCGUAGUCGUGGCGACUGUAACCCACCAACAACAACAACCAGCACCUCGCGCUCCAUCCUUACCGCCUCUGCCAUCCUCAUCCUCAUCUCCACACACACUUCAGGCGCCAUGCAAACCCCAGAGGCUGGCGCUGACUCCUCGUCCACGGUGCCCCUCCAGACCAGUGUGCCUGUGCAGCCUGCUGUCACCACCCAGCAGGUGCCCACUCAGGUGCCCGUCCAGCAACAGGCACAGACUGUUCAACAGGUGCAGCAUGUGUAUCCGUCCCAGGUGCAGUAUGUGGAGGAGAACAGCGGCGUCUACACCAACGGAACCAUACGCACAUACUCGUACUCAGAGCCGCAGCUGUACAGUCAGAACAGCAGUGGGAGCUACUUUGACACGCAGGGCGCCGCGCCCCAGGUGAGCACGGUGGUGACGACUCACAGCUUGGCCAACAACGGCAGCACUAACGGCGGGCUGGCUAUGGGCCUCACGGGGGGUCAGAUCAUCAGCAGCUCAGGGGCCUACCUGAUUGGGUCCAACGCCAUGGACGGCUCCGCCCCUCACACCGCAGCACAGACCACCAGGGCCUCUCCUGCUACGAUUGAAAUGGCGAUUGAGACGCUCCAAAAGUCUGAGGGUUUGUCCAGUCAGAGAAGUUCACUGCUCAACAGCCAUUUGCAGUGGCUUCUGGAUAACUAUGAGACUGCAGAGGGGGUGAGUCUGCCUCGCUCCACACUCUACAGCCAUUACCUGCGCCACUGCCAGGAGCAGAAGCUCGAUCCAGUCAACGCCGCAUCGUUUGGGAAACUCAUUCGCUCCAUCUUCAUGGGCCUGCGCACACGCCGCCUCGGAACCAGAGGGAACUCCAAGUAUCAUUAUUACGGGAUCCGCGUGAAGCCAGACUCACCUCUGAACCGGCUGCAGGAAGACAUGCAGUACAUGGCACUGCGGCAGCAGCCUGUGCAUCAGAAACAGAGGUUCAAGUCUGUGCAGAAGGCAGAUGGCUUUUUAGGAGACAACUACUCGAGCAGCGGGCAUCACAAUCCCAACGUCGCCGAGCAGACAGUCCUCGCACAGAGCCAGCACCAUCAGCAGUUCCUGGACGCAUCUCGGGCCAUUCCCGAGUUUGUAGAGCUCGAUCUUGGAGAGAAUGGGGUGGAUGGUGUCAGCAUGGAGGACAUCAAAGCUCUUCAGAUACUGUACAGAGAACACUGCGAGGCCAUCUUGGACGUGGUGGUAAACCUCCAGUUUAGCUUGAUAGAGAAGCUGUGGCAGACGUUCUGGCGCUAUUGCCCUUCCAACUCAAUAGAGGGCAUCACCAUGACGGAAAACAGCGGGAUGAGUGAGAUUGAGGGGCGUCUGCCACGUGCCAGGCUGUUACUGCUGUGCCAUAGCGAGGCCGUGCUGAAGUGGAUGAACACCUGCGAUCACCUGAUGUACCAGGCUCUAGUGGAGAUCCUCAUCCCUGAUGUCCUCAGACCCAUUCCUAGUGCCUUGACUCAAGCCAUCCGUAACUUUGCCAAAAGCCUUGAGGGCUGGCUCACCAAUGCCAUGAGCGCCAUUCCCCAGAAGAUGAUCCAGACCAAGGUAUCCGCUGUUAGUGCCUUUGCGCAAACCCUGCGCAGAUACACGUCUCUGAACCACCUGGCCCAGGCAGCGCGUGCUGUCCUGCAGAACACCUCACAGAUCAACCAGAUGCUCAGUGACCUGAACCGUGUGGACUUCGCCAAUGUGCAGGAGCAGGCAUCAUGGGUCUGCCAGUGCGAGGAGGGCAUGGUGCAGCGACUCGAGCAGGACUUCAAGGCUACGCUGCAGCAGCAGAGCUCUUUGGAGCAGUGGGCCGCCUGGCUCGACAACGUGGUCAGUCAGGUCCUCAAGCCCUACGAGGACAGGCCGAGUUUCCCUAAAGCAGCCCGCCAGUUCCUUCUCAAGUGGUCCUUUUAUAGCUCGAUGGUGAUCAGAGACUUGACCCUGCGCAGUGCUGCCAGCUUCGGCUCCUUCCACCUGAUCCGGCUGCUCUAUGACGAGUACAUGUUCUACCUGGUGGAGCACCGUGUCGCCCAGGCAACCGGAGAGACACCCAUUGGGGUUAUGGGAGAGUUUGAUGACUUGAAUACCAUGUCACCUACCAACAUUGAUAAAGAUGAAGUAAGCGAGAUGGACAGCGAGCUGGACGAGGAGAUGCAGGAGGCAGGCGAGCCGCUGGCCAAGCAAGAAAAAGCAGAGGCUGAGGUGAUUCAGGUGUUGCAGGUGGGGACUAUGGAGGACGGAAGCAGCGCCGUGGUGGGUGUGGUGCAGCCGGACAUGCUGGGUACAAUGGGGGUGCAGCAGCAGUCCACCAUCCGUCACUGCGGUGGGGCUGGGAACGCCUAUGCCUCUGUGUGACACUUUCACCAGCUCUCUCUCAAUUUUUUUUCUUCUUAUCCCUCCACAUGACACCUCCUAGUUGUAUUCAUUUAUAUCUCAUCCUCACAUGUAACACGCUCUCUUAUGUUCAGCAGGGUCUGAUCACAACACUACAUCAGCAGAUGCUUCAGUCCUGCACUGCCAUUAUUUGAACUUCAUUUAUGUGAUCAGUCUAUUUGAUUCAGAGUAACCCUUGAAGGAGAGAAGGUGCUCAAUGUUAAAGUCCCUUCGCUGAAAAGAAUGGGUAAUUUUUUAUUUUUUUUUUCCAGAUGAGCAAGAACUCAAAUCCAAGUCACUAGCUCCACAGGAAAAACAAACACCACUGAAUCUCAAAAUGUAUUUGUACUGUUGAUCAUUGUUUACGUUUUUUUUUUUUUUUUUCUUUCCUGCGUGGCUUUGUGUCAGAGUUGGAAAUCUUGCUGUGUAUUGUGCUGCUAUAACCUCAAGUGAGCUGUCCAGAGAUGUCCAGCCUCCUCCUUGAGCUGUUCUCAUUGCCUUCUGUUUGUCGAAUCAGUCUCUUGGUCUGGUCUUAUGAGAGGAUUCAUUUCACAUCCUCUACGUAUCCAGUGCAGACCUGGUGAGUUUUUGCAGUUUUGGUGGUGGUAUUUUUUAUUUUUUUUUUUUUUGAUUGGAUCAAACAAAAACAUAGGGGUGUUGAUAUUGGCUGUUCCAGGUUGUCAUACAGCUUCACGUCCUCUCUCACACCUGUGCUGUGUCGUAAAACCGAGCUAAUGUCAGGGAUUUAAUGUACCUCGGGUUCAUGCUAGUGCCUUAACCCAGCAACAGCUUUUCCGUUUCGUCGAAGCUACUGCAUCGCACUGAGGGAGGCCGUUCCUUUUCUACUAGAACACUGACUGCAAAUAGUCACUGCUAGAUAUAACACCUGAUCUCUGCAACUGGACUCGUGGCUGGAUUUGUAAUCCGUCAUCAGCGCGAGCUGAUUUGUCGAUUGAUUGUGUUUAGUAAGGGAUUUGCGUGUAUGUGCGCACGUCUGCGUGUGUCUAAGUCGUUUGUGUAACCGUCACCCUACCUCACACCAGUGGUGCCAGCCGUUGGACGAACGCCCCACAAGUUUUGAUGUGCGUUACGUCGUACUGUUUAAUCUCGUCGAUUCAUCACAGUCAUUCCCUUUGUUACACACUGGAUAUCUGUACAGGGGACCAAAACUUGCUCUUUGCUAUGAUAUCAUAUACAAAUAAAUAUAUAUUGGUAUAAAUAUAAAUAUAUAUAUAUAUAGGAUAAAUCAAUUCGUACUUUUUUUUGUGUCGUAUAGCUGACUCUAAGCAGGUGGUGUUGCUUUUGUAGCUCUUUUUUUUGAUUGGUUGAUCCGUGCACUGACUGUGAAGGGGGUUCAGACUGUAUGCCAUUUUACUCAUCAACAGGAGAUUUUGAUCAUCAUUCGGAGAUUUGUGGGGGGAAGCGUCCAGUUCGUCUGAGAGACAUAUAUAGACAUAUAUAAAUAUAUUUAAAACUGGAAACUAGUCUGUGUUGCGGCACUCCGGUAAAAGGCACAGACUAUAUAAUGGACUGCUUUAUUAAUUUUUAUUUUAGUAUUUGGACUUAUUGAUUGUUUUUACAUAAUAGAAAAAAAAUCAUCACUGGAAAACAAUAUUGCCUUUUUUUUUUGUUUGUUUUUCUUUUUAAAACAUAUUUUAAGUCUGAUUUGUCUGCACAAUAUUCACACACUCGUUUCUGACUCUUCUAUAGAGGGAGGUAAAGUGUCAAUCAUGGUCUAGCGUAGAGUAAUUUCUUAAUUUCCUGUCAAAGUAACUGAAUCAUGAGCUUGACUGUUUCUUUUCUUUUCGCUUUUCAACUCUCGAGUGCAAUCUGUGAAACGGAAUAGGAAAAAAGUCACUUUCUAUACGGCAAAGAGCUGUUAGCCACUAAAUCUUACCAAAACUGAGGGAGCUGACAGGAAAUACAGAGAUUGUGAUACUGAGGUGUGUAAUUCUCUGCCACUUUUUCCAUUGAUCAUGUUUUAAUUUAGCUCCUUUGUAUGAAUGUGUGAUGUUUUGUCGUAUCCUCUUGUGCCUGGAGUGAGAAGAGCUCUUAGCCAUCAGUUAGUUUUAAACAAAAGUGCUUUUGGUCUUGCAUGCUUUUUAUUGUGCUGCUAGAAUGUCAAGAUUUUGCAGUUCUUGUUUUUUUUUUUUUUUUUUAAUAUAUAUAUUGUGAUAGUUCACAAUAAUGUGUUCUUUCUUGCCUGUUGAGUUUUUGCCAUAUUAACGAGAAGCCUACUGUUAAUUCAAUUUGUAAACAAUUUAUUUAUUUGACUUAAGACCCCGAAUGCCCUUCCCUUGUUUUAUGUCGCACUGAAGUUGGCCUUGCUAGAUUUGAUGGCUGUGUCCCAAAUCACAUACUUGUGGUAAAAGCAUUUAGAGAUCAAACAAUAAAAAAAACAGUGAACUCGCCGGAUGUUUUGAAAAAAGAAAGAAAUUAGCCUUCACUAGUGGGUUAUUGACGUGACGUGAACAGUCACUUAUUUGUGAAAAAAUGAAAUGGAGACACGGCUAAUUUCUAAGCAGUAACUGUACUUGAAUUUAACUCUCAACACACGAAAUAGCUAGCCAACAUUAGCUGUGUAGUGAACUAUGCAGUUUAGGAUGUAACUGAGCCAUUUAACCUUCAACUUUU